This is a messenger RNA of Miscanthus lutarioriparius, 438 nucleotides long. The record is from the annotation of a GenBank genome assembly. Lineage: Eukaryota; Viridiplantae; Streptophyta; Magnoliopsida; Poales; Poaceae.
AUGGGCGACCGGGCGGCGGGUGGCCGCGGCUCUGGCGAGAGCAGCAGCGGUGGUGCCACGGCGGCGCGCUCGUACUCCGGCGGGUUCUCCAUUGUUGGGCCGUGGGAAGAGUCCAGGGACAUCAUUACCACCCUCGGCGCAUACGACCCUCAGUUUAGCGGCGCCAUGGCGGGUACGGCGCUGGAGAUGGCGGGCAUUGACAGGUACAUGCAGCUGCAGCAGGACCAGGUGCCAUUCAAAGUGCGCGCCAAGCGCGGGUGCGCCACGCACCCCAGGAGCAUCGCCGAGAGGGAGAGGAGGACGAGGAUCAGCGAGAAGCUCAGGAAGCUCCAGGACCUCGUUCCCAACAUGGACAAGCAAACGAGCACCGCGGACAUGUUGGACCUUGCAGUUGAGCACAUCAAGGGCCUGCAGAGCGAACUGCAGAGAAUGCAAUGA